This is a messenger RNA of Colletotrichum phormii, 588 nucleotides long. Its product is annotated as ankyrin repeat-containing domain protein. Gene Ontology annotation, molecular function: protein binding. The transcript has 3 exons. The record is from RefSeq and is a predicted model, not a curated record. NCBI's taxonomy places the organism in Eukaryota, Fungi, Ascomycota, Sordariomycetes, Glomerellales, Glomerellaceae. The annotation marks the transcript as partial.
GGUACCCCGAUACAAGCAGCGGCAGCCCUCGGUCAUCGAGAUGUGGUAGAAUUCUUCCUCGACAAAGGGGCGAACCCAAACAAAAUGAAGAGUUUUGCGCAGAGAGAUGGAGUAUACGGCACUCCUCUCAUAACAGCUUCAGCUCAUGGCCAGACAGAAAUCAUGGAGUUGCUUCUCAAGCGUGGCGCGGAGAUCAAUGCGAUUUGUCCCGAGAUAUUUCAGUUAUACUUAGAAGUAGCUUCAGAAACUGGGAACACGGAUAUUGUCCAAUAUGACCUAGGAAAAUGGACCUCGCGCGGCAAACCUGGCUUUUCAUUUGGAAAGUCACUCCAACUAGCAUCGAAGCGUGGGCACGAAAAGGUUGUUCGUUUGCUCAUACAGUCAGGAGCUAGGGUGAACGACCUGGGUGGAACUCGAAUGCCAGCACUGUACAAAGCAUCACUAUUGGGCAAUUCGGAUGCCGUCCAGAGUUUUCUGGACGGAGGUGUGGACAUCCACGCUCGUUUCCCAGGGGGAAAGUUCACAUCUGCACUGGCUGCAGCAUGUAAGGGUGGUAAUAUCAGAAUUGUGGAAUUACUGAUGGCCUGA